AUGAUGUACAACACCCUCGCAACCGCGGCUCUGCUGCUCCUCUCCUCCACCUCCGGCUCCGCGUCUCCCCUCGCCCGCCGCCAAGAGGCCGCCGCCGCCACCUCGACCUCCGUCCCGGCCUCCCUCCCCACCCCGCAGGAGCCCUACUCCUGGUCCAAGGGCUGGCAAAAGACCUUCCCCAUCCACCAGUCCUGCAACGCCACCCUCCGCGCCCAGCUCGAGGUCGGCCUCGCCGAGACCCAGCAGCUCGCCGCCCACGCCCGCGACCACCUCCUCCGCUUCGGCGCCGCCUCCGAGCACGUCCGCAAGUACUUCGGCAACGCCUCCACCGCCGCCGCCGUCGGCUGGUACGAGCGCGUCGCCUCCGCCGACAAGUCCGCCAUGACCUUCCGCUGCGACGACCCGGACCGCAACUGCGCCACCCAGGCCGGCUGGGCGGGUCACUGGCGCGGCGACAACGCCACCCAGGAGACCGUCAUCUGCCCCCUCUCCUUCGAGAUCCGCCGCCCCCUCUCCUCCGUCUGCGGCCUCGGCUACACCGUCGCCAACUCCAAGCUCAACACCUUCUGGGCCACCGACCUCCUCCACCGCGCCUUCCACGUCCCCGCCGUCUCCCUCGGACAGGUCGAGCACUACGCCGAGGACUACGCCUCCGUCCUCGACCUCGCCAGGAACAACGCCACCUACUCCGUCGUCGACAGCGACGCCCUCCAGUACUUCGCCAUCGACGUCUGGGCCUACGACGUCGCCGCCCCCGGCGUCGGAUGCUCCGGCGAGCUCGAGGAGGAGAAGGAGGACACUCCCGCCGCCACCACCACUCCUCCCACCCCUGCUGCCACCACCUCUUCCGCUCCUCAGGAGUGCCACACCCACGACGACGGCGUCAUCCACUGCGUCUAA
Molecule: messenger RNA, 900 nt
Organism: Colletotrichum karsti
Lineage: Eukaryota; Fungi; Ascomycota; Sordariomycetes; Glomerellales; Glomerellaceae
Exons: 1
Coding region: 1-900 (299 amino acids)
Cellular component (GO): fungal-type cell wall; extracellular region; cell surface
Molecular function (GO): integrin binding; zinc ion binding; metallopeptidase activity
Source: RefSeq, a predicted model, not a curated record